Messenger RNA from Lethenteron reissneri (Far Eastern brook lamprey), 5431 nucleotides. RefSeq lists its product as uncharacterized. Gene Ontology annotation, biological process: negative regulation of transcription by RNA polymerase II. Gene Ontology annotation, cellular component: nucleus. NCBI's taxonomy places the organism in Eukaryota, Metazoa, Chordata, Hyperoartia, Petromyzontiformes, Petromyzontidae. Gene Ontology annotation, molecular function: protein binding; zinc ion binding; transcription corepressor activity. The record is from RefSeq and is a predicted model, not a curated record.
AUGGUCGAGAGGGACGACGGCACAGCAAUGGCUUCAGACUUCUCCUGCUCCAUUUGCCUGGAGUUGUUCAAGGUCCCCGUGAGUUUGAGCUGUGGCCACAGCUUCUGCAAGUCGUGCAUAGAGAGCCACUGGGCAGUGCAGUCAGCGAAGGCCAGGUUCACCUGCCCCGAGUGUCGUGAGAUGUAUUACCAAAAACCAAAGCUGAGCAAGAAUAUCCUUCUUGCCAACAUCGUCGCAGAUUUAAAUCAAAUUAACAUCGUCCCACGCCCAGGGAGGAGAUGCAAGCGGCACGGGCAGGGCCUGGGCCUCUACUGCAAGACGGACACACAGCUGAUCUGCAUGGGCUGCAUGGGCGACCACAGGAGGCACGACAUUGUCCCAGUGCAGGCGCAGCGAGGGGAGAAGGCGUUCGAAGUUCACCACGGGGGGGAGGGGGAGGAGGUGCGAGGGGGCAAGAGGGGGAUCUGGGAGGCCAUCGGGGGAGGGGGCAGCCCGGAGGAGGGGGACUCACCAACUCACAAGCGUCACAAGAACGGCUUCCAGGAUUUCAUCCCUGUGGUCCUGAAGUCACGCACACGCAGCCAAUCAGGAGGACUCUCUCCCUUGCUGCCGUUUGGCCUCACGGUGGAGCUGCAGGGAUUCGGUCUGGAGGGUGAGCUCCACCAUGGGCUACACCACCACCACCUUUUCCACCCGCUCAAAUGGGACCCACACCUCCGCCAGGGGCCCCUCUACCGCCCGGGCCUCCGCAACCACCUCCGCCACGGGGCCCACCGCCACUACGGCUCGUGCAGCGACCUCCGCCAGGUGGCCGCCUCCCGCGAGGGCCCCCACGCGGAGCUCCACGACUGGGCGCGCUGCCCCGAGCUCCCCCGCGGGGAGGGUUUCCUCCACCACGGAGACCGCCGACUCUGCAGCUCCUCCAGCGACCUCCGUGAGGGGGCUCGCUCCCACGGCUGGUGGGAUGCGGAGCUCUGCGCGGGGGCUCACGCGAGGCUCCACGAGGGGGCUUCUCGCGGGGAGCUCCGUGAAGAGGCGGCUCGCACGGAGCUCCGCGAGGGGCCCUACAGGGGCAGCCUCAACGGUUACCACAGCGACGGGGACCCCCCUCGUGAGGCCGCGGUGGGGGCGGCCCAGCCUUCCCAGCAUGCACCGGGGCGAGCGGAGAGCACGGGCCCCGUGCUCGCAGUGCAUUGUGGUAGCGUGGAGGAGCCGCGGGGAGAGGGACGCACAGAGCAAGGGUGUAUGAACAGCCUCCGUGUGCAGAUCCACCUGGAGGCAUUGCACACAUCUGUGGACGCACAGUCGGACACGGAGCCGGACACGCAGGCGGACAAAGGGGUGGAGACGUCACUGGACACGCAUCCGGACGCGCUGCCGGUCCGGCAGGCAAAGAUGCAGUUGGACUUUCAGCCCGACGGACGGCCCGGGGGACAGCCUGAAAGACAGCCAGGUAAAGGGCUGGACAAGCAACAGCAGGAGAGGCAGUUCGAGAGACAGCCCCGUGGACAGUCGGACAAUCGGCUGGAGGGACAGGCAGAUGUGCAGCCAGACAGGCUAUCCGGGAGAGAGCUGGACACACAGCUGGACAUACAGCCGGGCGACAGAAGGAGCGACACACAACCAGACGUACAGGCAUGCGUUGGACUGUGGACUCGGCAACUUCCAGCGAACACCGCGACCCUGAGCUUCCUACAACCGCCCCCAAAGACACCACUACAGCCAGCCCUACAACCGACCCUACAACCUACUCUCCAACUGACCCUACAGCCACCGCUACAGCCAGUCCUACAAUCGACCCUACAACCGACCCUACAGCCACCACUACAGCCACCACUACAGCCAGCUCUACAACCGACCCUACAACCGACCCUACAGCCACCACUACAGCCACCGCUACAGCCAGUCCUACAAUCGACCCUACAACCGACCCUACAGCCACCACUACAGCCAGCUCUACAACUGACCCUACAACCAACCCUACAGCCACCACUACAGCCAGCUCUACAAUCGACCCUACAGGCACCACUACAGCCAGCUCUACAACCGACCCUACAACCAACCCUACAGCCACCACUACAGACAGCUCUACAACCGACCCUACAACCUACCCUCCAACCGACCCUACAGCCACCACUACAGCCAGUCCUACAACCGACCCUACAACAGACCCUACAGCCGGCCCUAAAGCUGGCCCUGCAGCCGGCCCUACAGCCAGCCCUACAACCGACCCUAGAGCAGGCUCUACAGCAGAAACUACAGCCGGCCCUACAACAGACCCUACAGCUGGCCCUACAACAGACCCUACAGCCAGCCCGACAACCGACUCUACAGAUGGCCCUACAGCCGGCCCUACAGCCAACCCUACAGCCGGCCCUACAGCCAACACUACAGCCGACACUACAGCCGACACUACAGCCGACACUACAGCUGGCACUACAGCCGACACUACAGCCGGCUUCCAUGCCAAAGUCGCUCGAGCGGACCGUGCACAGCACAGGACAGGCUGUCGCACAGCUACAGCCACCACCACUACAGCCGCCACCACCACCACAACAACCACCGCCACCACAACAACCACCACCACAACAGCUCGCCAGUCAGUGGAGAGAAAAGCCGCACAAGCCGACGGGCAGUGCCCAGGCAGAACAGUCACCAGAGCAGAGAGACAGGCGGCCGAGGGGACAGCCCAAGCAGCAGCAACAGCAGCAGCAGCAGCAGCCCAGGGCACAGGCGGCACAGCCUGCAAGACGGCCACCGCGCAGAGACCACAGGCAGCCAAUCCAGCAGCAUCAUCAGCAGCAGCAGCAUCAUCAUCUUCAGCAGCAGCAACAUCAUCAUCAGCAGCAGCAGCAUCAUCAUCAGCAGCAACAGCAUCAGCAGCAGGGUGUUCCUCAUGCCACACAACCAGCGCAGAUGACGAAACAGCAGCAUCAGUGUCUUCAUCAUCAGCAGCAGCAGCAUCAUCAUCAGCAGCAGCAUCCGCAGCAGUUGGCCCAGCGUAAACAGCAGCAUCAGUGUCAGCAGCACCAACAGCACCAUCAGCCGCCUCAGUGUCAGCAUCAGCAGCAGCUAAGUCAGUGUCAGCACCAUCAGCAGCAGCAGUUGGCCUCACAACCAGCUGUCGCCUUCACACAGCCAGUAUGGAAACAGCAUCGGCAUCAGUGUCAGCAUCAGCAGCAGCAGCAGCAGCAUCAGCAGCAGCAGCAUCAGCAGCAGCAGCAUCAGCAGCAGCAGCAUCAGCAGCAGCAGCAGCAGCAGACCUCACAGACAGCAAUGACCCAUUCAACACAGCCGACACAGCCUUUACGGAAACAGCAGCAGCAGCAUCUUCAUCAGCAACAGCAUCAGAAGCCGCAGCAGCAACAGCAGCAGCAUCACCAUCAACAACAGCAUCUUCAUCAGCAAAAGCAUCAGAAGCAACAGCAGCAUCAACAACAGCAUCAACAGCAAGCCUCACAGCCUGCUCUACCCCAUACCACACAGCCUAUGCGAAAAAAGCAACAGCAGCAUCAGCAGCAGCAUCAGCAGCAGCAGCAGCAGCAUCAGCAGCAGCAUCAGCAGCAGCAUCAGCAGCAAUCGGUUCUUCCCCACGCCACACAACCGGCAUGGAAACAGCAGCAGCAGCAGCAGCAGCCCUCACAGCCUGCCCUACAUCACACCACACAGCCAACGCGGAAACAGCAGCAGCAACAGCAGCAACAACAGCAGCAGCAGCAACAGCAGACCUCACAGCCUGUCCUACAUCACAUUGCACAGCCAACGCGGAAACAGCAGCAGCAACAACAUCAGUCCUCACAGCCUCCACAGCCAAUGCGGAAGCAGCAACAGCAGCAGCAACAGCAGCAACAACAGCAGCAACAACAGCAUCAUCCCCAUCAACAGCAGCAGCGUAAUCCGCAGCAACAGCAGCAGCAGGCCUCACAGCUGACGCUAGUGCACGGCACACAGCCAACACAGCUGCGGAAACAGCAGCAGCAGCACCAUCAACAGCAGCAGCAGCAGCGUCAUCAACAGCAGCGCCAUCAGCAGCAGCAGCAGCGCCAUCAGCAGCAGCGCCAUCAUCUUCAGCAGCAGGGCGCCCGGCGAGGCCGGAAGCCGCACAAGCGUCGCCCGCUGCUCCUGGGUGGGGAGCAGCGGCACGAUGAGUGGGGGGCCGCGCCCCCCGCCAAGCGCCGGCGGGUGGGGGUCCCGCUGGAGGGCCCCCCCGGAGGGGGAGAGAGGGACAAGCUGCCCGGCAAGCGCAAGUACAAGAGCAAGCACCUGAGCGGAGUUGGAGUGGGAGGAGGAGGUGUAGGAGGAGGAGCGCAGGAGGAGACGGUGGGGGAUGCCGACAUGGAGAUGACGCAGGCAGCGGUGGCGGCGGGCGACCGGGGGGCCUUGCGGAGCCGCCUGGCGGAGUGGGUGCCCGAGGUUGCGGGGAGCGGAGGGGGGGCGGGGGGGGCGGGGGCACGCCCCCCCCCCGAAGCGAGGCGCCUCAUCGUGAACAAGAACGCCGGGGAGACGCUGCUGCAGAGGGCCGCGCGGCUGGGAUACCGCGAUGUGGUGCUGUACUGCGUGGACGCAGGGGUUUGCGACGUGAAUCACCGUGACAACGCCGGCUACUGCGCUCUGCACGAGGCCUGCGCCAGAGGCCACAUGGCCAUCGCCCGCGCGCUGCUGGCUCACGGGGCGGACGUCAACUGCAGCGCUCAGGAUGGCACGCGGCCGAUCCACGACGCGGUGGAGAGCGACCGUCUGGAGCUGCUCCGCCUGCUGCUGGCAUGUGGCGCAGACCCGGCCCUGCAGCCGUACUCAGGGCGCGCCCUUAGCACCAUGGUACACAGCGUCAGCAUGGGGGCAUUCCUACGUGAGUACCUGCUGGAUCUGCGGGGUAGAAGCCCGGACGACCCUGGAAUCUGCUGGGACUUCCACGGCAGCGAAAUCUUCGAAGAGGGUGAGGAGCAAUGCGGCUAUGCGGUUUUGGCCGCCCCUCCGGGUCCGGGGGCAGGUGGGGGAGGGGCCCCUGUGGGCCCCGGGGACGGAGGCGGCGACGAGGGCGGAGUGCUCUUUGAGUUCUCAUCGGAGCCCCAACUCCCGGCACACCACGUCCAGAUCUCCCUCUCACAGGGGCCCAGGAACUGGCUGCUGCUGAGCGAGGUUCUGUCGCGGGUUCGCCUCUCUCUGGCCGCGUUCCGCGCUGCGCUGCCCGGCGCGCUCCUGGCCAGUGCCCCACGCCGACUGCUGCGGGCGCAGGCGGCCGCUUCCCAGCUGGGGCCUGCGCCGGCGGGGGACAGUGGGGGUGGAGCAGCGGAGGAGGAUGGCAGGGGGGGUGCGGUGGGGGGUGACGAGGCGGGGGGGGACGGUGCCGCGGUGCGGCUGGUGCAGCUCACGCCAGACCUCAUGGAGCUGCUGGGUUCCUCCGUGGAGACGCUGCCCUCUGGCUGCUGAC